Dovyalis caffra is the source of this 1083-nucleotide messenger RNA. Lineage: Eukaryota; Viridiplantae; Streptophyta; Magnoliopsida; Malpighiales; Salicaceae. The record is from the annotation of a GenBank genome assembly.
AUGGUUCUUAAGCUCCAACAUAAAUUUGCUGGCCGUAUACGCAACCUUACUGAAUUUAAAGCCCAUGAUGCUCGCCGUCAUAGCCGCCUUCUCUCCUCCAUUGACCUCCCUAUAGGCGGAAAUGGCCAUCCUUCUGAAACUGGCCUUUAUUUCGCCAAAAUUGGGCUUGGAAAUCCAUCAAAGGACUAUUAUGUCCAAGUGGAUACCGGGAGCGACAUUCUAUGGGUGAAUUGCAUCGACUGCAACAAAUGUCCUACAAAAAGUGAACUUGAGUUGCCCUGCCAAUACAAUGUUGUUUAUGGGGAUGGAAGCUCAACUGCUGGAUACUUUGUGAAGGACAAUCUGCAGUUCGAGCGCGUGACUGGAAAUCAACAAACAGCAUUAUCAAAUGGGACUGUUAUAUUUGGGUGUGGAGCUCAGCAAUCUGGGGAAUUAGGUUCAACAGGUGAAGCACUUGAUGGAAUACUUGGGUUUGGGCAAGCAAAUUCAUCUGUGAUUUCACAGCUUGCUUCAGCUGGAAAGGUAGGUGGUACAGUUCUAGAGCUCCCUACAGAUGUAUUUGACUCCGGUGAUCGUAGAGGAACAAUAAUAGAUAGUGGUACUACUUUGGUUUAUCUUCCAGAGGUGGUUUAUGAUUCAUUGAUGAAUGAGAUUAGGAGUCAGCAGCCUGGAUUGAGUUUACAUACUGUUGAGGAGCAAUUUAUCUGUUUUCAGUACACUGGAAAUGUUGAUGAUGGAUUUCCAGUCGUCAAGUUUCAUUUCAAGGACUCACUUGCUUUGCCAGUGUAUCCCCAUGACUAUUUGUUCGAAAUUAAGGAAAAUAUUUGGUGUUUUGGGUGGCAGAACAGUGGGAUUCAAUCAAAGGAUGGGAGGGAUAUGACUCUAUUGGGAGAUUUGGUGCUUUCUAAUAAACUUGUAUUAUAUGACAUCGAAAAGCAGGCCAUUGGAUGGACAGAGUACAACUGCUCUUCGAGUAUCAAAGUGAAGGAUGAUAAUUCUGGAUCAGUGUAUUCUGUUGGUGCUGAAAAUCUUUCGUCAGCUUCUAAACAACUAAGUGGAAGAAUUAACGUGUGCUGGGUAUAG